AUGGGAUCUUCAAAGAUAGAAGAGAUGCCACAGCAGGCCGACCCUGAACGGCCCGAUUUCAUGAACCCUGCAGUCUUCCGCAGAAGUACCCUCCCUGCGCGUUCUUAUCAUAUACCAUCGACAUCUCUACUCCUCAAUGGGUCUUGGGAGUUCAAAAUGACCCGGUCACCAUGGGAGGCCCCAGAACCUACUGAGGGGUCCUCUGAGGAGGACUGGUCAAGCAUCAAUGUCCCAGGCCAUUGGCAGCUACAGGGCUGGGGGAAGCCGAACUACACCAACACCCAAUUCCCCAUUCCGGUGUGCCCUCCUUUCGUACCCACCGAAAAUCCGACAGGUACAUACCGUCGGAAGUUCCAAAUACCCGCAGAAUGGCAAAUCGAAAAUACGGAGAUUCGGUUGCGCUUCGAUGGCGUCGACAGUGCCUACCACGUUUGGGUGAACAAGUCUUUGGUCGGAUACGCACAGGGCAGCAGAAAUCCGUCUGAAUACAAUAUCACACCUUAUUUACAGGCGGAUGAUAACAAUGAAAUCUUUGUCAGAGUGUAUCAAUGGUCGGAUGCUACCUAUAUUGAAGAUCAAGAUCAGUGGUGGUUAUCUGGUAAGGUUUAUAAUGACGAUAUGCGAAAUACCUUAGCUAACUGCAUGGUCAUAGGUAUUUUCCGAGAUGUCACUUUGAUUGCGUUACCAGUCAAUGACCGUUUGAAUGAUUGGUUCAUUAGAACCGACCUCGACUCAGAAUACACAGAUGCGACGCUUCUCGCAUCAAUAGACUUUCAAGUCUCAGAGCGAAGUGCCAUUGCGGUCAAUCUGAUUGACUCGGUGGAUGGCAUGAGCCAGAUAGUUGCAUCUACAGAGAGCAUUGUCGAGCCUGCGACAUCAAAGCUUGAUCUGAGCUUGCCUGUGGCCAACCCGAGAAAAUGGACUGCCGAGCACCCAUAUCUUUACCAAGUGGAGAUGAUCUUGAAAUCCCCUGGCUCUAAAAAUCCAUUUAAAACCACACAGCGUGUUGGCUUCCGCAAAGUCGAGCACAAGCGUGGUCUGAUCACCGUCAACGGAAAGGCAAUUCGUCUUCGCGGAGUCAACCGACAUGACCAUCAUCCACUCUUCGGCCGUGCUGUUCCACUGGACUUCAUGAGACAAGACCUACUCUUGAUGAAAGCCCACAAUGUCAAUGCCCUUCGCUGCAGUCACUAUCCCCCUGACCCGCGGCUUCUUGACAUGGCAGAUGAGCUAGGCUUCUGGGUUAUCGACGAGGCUGAUCUGGAGUGUCACGGCUUUUAUGAUGCUGUUGCCCGGCCAAUGGAUAUGGACGAAACCCUUGGAUAUGAAGAACGCAAGGCCAUGACCUUCCCUUUGUGCGGUGUCCAUACAUCUGACAACCCAGUUUGGCGAGAAGCUUACAUUGAUCGAGUUCACUCCCUGUUGCAACGAGACAAGAAUCAUACCAGUGUCAUCAUCUGGUCGAUGGGAAAUGAGGCAUUCUUUGGCACAUGCCACCGCUCCAUGGUUGAAUACGUUCGCGCCUUUGAUCCCACUCGUCUCGUACACUAUGAGGGUGACAUCCACGCAGAAACCACAGACAUGUACAGCUACAUGUAUCCAGAAAUUGAUCGAUUACGAUCCUUGGCAGCCACCGAGGGGGUGACAAGCAAUAGCAAAUUUGAAAAACCGAUAAUUCUCUGCGAAUACGCCCAUGCAAUGGGCAAUGGGCCCGGGUUACUCGCUGAUUAUGAAAAAUGCUUCGAUGAGAUCCCGCGUCUGCAGGGUGGCUUCAUUUGGGAAUGGGCCAAUCAUGGGUUGUGGGUUAACGGCGCUGACAAGAAAGAUGGGUUCUAUGCCUAUGGCGGUGAUUUCGAUGAUUAUCCAAACGAUGGAACUUUCGUGAUGGAUGGUCUCUUGAAUAGUGCCCACAAGCCUCUGCCAGGUUUGUUGGAGCUGAAGAGAGCCUUUGAGCCGGUCAAGCUGGAAGUCCGUGGACAAGCUUUGGUUCUGAAGAACCGAUACGAUUUCUUGGACCUGAGCAAUCUUCAGGCUUCUUACAAGCUUGAAGCCUUUGCCAACCAAACAAUAACCCUGGCAACUGGCACAUUGAAGCUUCCCAAUGUGACCGCCGGCCAAUCGGCGGAGAUCACUCUUCCAACGGACCUAUUCCAAUACGGUGCCCAUCCAGCUUACUUAACCAUUACGCUGGAGCAACGGGAAAAGGUCGAAUGGGAUCAAGGCACUUACGUCGUCGCCUGGACGCAAGUCCUGGCAUCAAAGCCAAGCAACAAAGCGCUACCCAAUAGCAUAAGCUCUGCACAAGGUACGAAGAAUGAUAUUGCAAUUAAUUCAACCAAGACAACCGUUUCCAUUGGAGGAACCAACUGGUCUUUCGAAUUCGAUCGCAUCCGCGGCCAUCUUAGAAAGUGGACAUACAACUCCACUCCCAUUCUCGAGCCACAUGCCGACACAGGACUUGCCAUGAUCCCCGGUUUCUGGCGUCCCCCUACAGACAACGAUGUACCAUCUGCAGCGCCAUAUUGGAAGCGAUUUGGUGUCAACACUCUCAUGAACCAGCUUCGAUCCUUCGACUUCUCUGCAGCAGAAGACGGCAGUGUUUGUAUCGAAAGUGAGACAUUCCUGUCUCCUCCCGUCCUGUCAUGGGGAUGGAAGUGCGUAGCCCGUUACAUCGUCAAGUCCAACGGCUCUUUGGCUAUUUCCAUGAAGCUGCAACCUACCGGGACCGCACCGAAGACUGUUCCGCGGGUCGGUCUCAACCUUCGCGCAAACUCGGCUCUGCAGUCUGCUCGUUGGUUGGGACUUGGUCCUGGAGAGUCCUACCCUGACAAGAAGGCUGCUCAGAAGUUUGGCCUGUGGGAUGUUGAGGAUAUCUCCUCACUACAGACUGUAUAUGAUAUCCCACAGGAGAAUGGAAACCGCAUGGACACAGUUUGGGUGGAGCUUGUUACUUCGAAUGGUACUGGCUUCCGCGCGGCCCCACUGGAAAGUACAGCGAUGAACAGAGGAAAGGCAAGCUUGAACUGGACUGCUAGUCGGCAUUCCGAUCAGACUGUUGAGACAGCGCGACAUCCUUGUGAUCUCGUCGAAGAGGACGCGGUAUUGGUGAGGCUGGACGACCAGGUUGCUGGCGUUGGAACUGCGGCUUGUGGUCCCGGUCCAAUGGACGAGCAUGUGGUUAAUGUGAAGGAUACCACAUUAGGUAUGCUUUUGGAACCUGUAUCCUCGUGA
Messenger RNA from Penicillium antarcticum, 3231 nucleotides. Its product is annotated as putative beta-galactosidase. Bases 1 to 3231 code for a protein of 1076 amino acids. Gene Ontology annotation, molecular function: beta-galactosidase activity; carbohydrate binding. Gene Ontology annotation, cellular component: beta-galactosidase complex. The record is from RefSeq and is a predicted model, not a curated record. The transcript has 2 exons. Lineage: Eukaryota; Fungi; Ascomycota; Eurotiomycetes; Eurotiales; Aspergillaceae. Gene Ontology annotation, biological process: lactose catabolic process.